AUGUACGAAGCACAGGCGCUCUUCAGACCUGACGAUGUUCUGAAGCUUGUCAAUGACCAGUACUCAGCCGGGUCAUCAAAUUGUCACACCAACCCUACUCGCUGGGUAAUGCUCAACGCCCUUAUUGCCACGGGCAUUCAUUGGAAGGCCGACAACAAAGCAAUAAGAGAAAUGUUCCCUGUUUCGUGGUCAUACUUUAAAAAUGCCUUUGCUAUCUUCCCAGAGAUCGUCAUGAACGGUGGCGGCAUCGACGACUGUCAAGCGAUGCUUGCUAUGGCUUUGUUUAUGAGGGGAACCGCCGACACCCACGCAUUCACUGCACUAUUAUCGGCGGCGGCGCAUGCCAGCCAUUGUAUUGGUUUGGGCUUGGAAGAUCUUUAUGGAUCGAGUGACCUCAUCGACAUGGAAAGGCGGAAACGGUGUUUUUGGACGCUAUACGUGCUCCGAUGCAAUGUGUCGUUGAACCUUAACCUUCCCGCCCCAUCUGGUGAAUUCCAGCACACAUCUCCCAAGGUAUAUGUCAACGCUCGCACUGAUUCAGUCAAGAAUAUGUCAAUGCUGUUGCCCUGGUUCAUCACUCGCGAAAAGCCGUGA
This is a messenger RNA of Fusarium musae, 594 nucleotides long. RefSeq lists its product as uncharacterized. Gene Ontology annotation, biological process: DNA-templated transcription. Lineage: Eukaryota; Fungi; Ascomycota; Sordariomycetes; Hypocreales; Nectriaceae. The transcript is spliced from 2 exons. Gene Ontology annotation, molecular function: zinc ion binding; DNA binding. The coding region runs from base 1 to 594 and encodes 197 amino acids. The record is from RefSeq and is a predicted model, not a curated record.